Dentiscutata erythropus is the source of this 2421-nucleotide messenger RNA. The record is from the annotation of a GenBank genome assembly. Lineage: Eukaryota; Fungi; Glomeromycota; Glomeromycetes; Diversisporales; Gigasporaceae.
AUGGGUAAAAAAGACAAAAAAACCGCCAAAGGGCGCUUGGACAAGUUUUACUACUUAGCCAAAGAACAAGGAUAUCGUGCCCGUUCUGCAUUCAAGCUUAUUCAAUUAAAUAAAAAAUAUAAUUUUUUAGAAAAGUCCCGAUGUUUGAUAGAUUUAUGUGCUGCACCUGGAGGCUGGUUACAAGUUGCGAAAAAACAUAUGCCUGUAUCAAGUUUAAUUAUUGGUGUUGAUCUUGUACCUAUUAAACCAAUUUCAAAUAUUAUAACUUUUCAAGAAGAUAUUACUACUGAUAAAUGUCGUUCCACAAUUCGAAAUGAAUUAAAAACCUGGAAAGCUGAUGUAGUACUUCAUGAUGGUGCUCCAAAUGUGGGUAUUUCUUGGUUGCAAGAUGCUUUCUCUCAAGCUGAAUUGACGUUGAAAGCGUUGAAAUUAGCUGUAGAAUUUUUGAACAAAGGAGGCACAUUUGUGACUAAACUUUUCAGAUCCAAAGAUUAUAACAAUUUGAUAUGGGUCUUCAACCAAUUAUUUAAAAAGGUAGAGGCUACAAAACCGGCUUCAUCGAGAAAUGUUUCGGCGGAAAUUUUCGUUGUUUGUCGUGAUUUUCUUGCCCCUAAAAAAAUUGACUCGAAAUUUCUUGAUCCUCGAGCAGUUUUUAAGGAAGUUGAGAUUGGACCUGUAAACAAACCUAUUGAUGUUUUACAUCCAGAAAAAAGAAAACGGCAAAGAGAAGGUUACGAAGAUGGGAAUUAUACUUUAUAUAAAGAAAUUUCUGUCUUAGAUUUCAUUAAUUCCGAUGAUCCUAUUCAAAUUCUUGGCGAUGUUUUAGGCAAAAAAGAAUUUAAAAACCUUUUAAAAUGGCGAAAUAUCGUUAAAGAAAAAAAGCAGGAUCCAUCAAAUGAAAAUGAUGAAAAUUCUACUAAAAAUAAUGACGAAAAAGUUGAUGAAGAUCAGAUAAUUCAAGAUGAGCUUGAUAAACUCACUAAAGAAAAACAAGCUCAAUUAAAACGACUCCGUCGAAAAGCUAAUGAAAAACGACAGAAAAAUGUUGUUCGAAUGCAGUUAAAGAUGAUUUCCCCCACCGAUAUUGCAUUAGAGAGUUCAGGUCCUGAUGGUGGUGAUCCAUUAUUCGAUUUAAAACAAGCUGAUAAAACUGGGGUGUUGAGAAAAAUACGCAAAGGAGAUAUGGACGUGAUUCUUGAACAAGACAUCGAUGAUGAUGACAUUGUGAUCGAAGAUCAAAAAUUGUUAAAAGACAAGGAUGAAGAUAAUGAGGAUAAUAUUGAUAUUCAAUUUGAAGAUGAAUUAGAUGAGCUCUAUGAACAGUAUGUAGAACGCAAGGCAGAACGUGAUGUAAAAUAUAGAGUGAGGAAAAUGCGAAAGGAAUAUGAAGAUUGGAAUGGUAUUCAAAAAUCUGAAAGUAGCGAUGAUAAUGAUGUGAAAUUUGUGCAUCCACAAGAUGACAGUUCUUCUAGCGAUAAUGAUUCUGAGUUAGAAAGUGAUUCAUCUAAUGAGUUAAAAGAAGAACCGACUAAAAAAAAGAAAAAAUUAUUAACAAACAUAAGCGAAAGCGAUGACGAUAGUAAAGUUAAAAUGGCUGGCGGUUUGAGUAAGAAGGCUGAACUAUUCUUUGAUAAUCCGCUAUUUAAAGAUUCAAAGAAGAUAGAUGUCUCAGAUAUUAAAGAUGGCGUAACUAAGUCUAAUGGUCAUUCUUUAAAACGUAAAGCUGAUGAUAUUGGAGAAGACGCAAAUGAUGAUAUUGAAAUAGUUCCUAGAAACAAAGAUAGCGAUGAAGAAAUGUGGGAUGCCAAUGAAGUUGACGAAGACGAGAAAAAAAUGAUGAGAGCAAAAGAAAUUGGGUUGAUCACCGCAGAAGCAGUAACUUUAGCGCAGCAACUAGUGAAUCGACAGAAGACAAAAUAUGACCUUAUAGAUGAAGGUUUUCGUCGAUACACAUAUAAUGAUAGGGAAGGAUUACCUGGAUGGUUCUUAGAUGACGAAAAGCAACACAACAAAUUGAAUGUGCCAGUAACUAAAGAGGCGGUGCAGGCAAUUAGAGAGCGGAUGAAAGCUUUAAACGCCCGUCCAAUCAAAAAAAUUGCCGAAGCUAAAGCUCGGAAGAAGAUAAGAGUUAUGAGAAAGCUCGCCAAACUCCAAAAGAAAACUGAUGCAAUAAUCGAAACUUCUGACAUGACUGAGAAAGAAAAGGCUAAUACUAUUUCAAAAAUGGUAAGUAAGGCGCAGAAUAAGGUCAAAAAAGAAGUAAAAUUGGUUGUUGCUAAAGGUUCUGCCAAGGGUAAUAAAGGUCGCCCAAAAGGUGUUAAAGGAAGAUACAAGAUGGUGGAUUCACGACUAAAAAAGGAUGCUCAGGCAUUGAAAAGGGUCAACCAGAAAGUUGGCUCAAGAAAGAGGCGAAGAAAAUAA